AUGAGGGCAGCAAGCGACUUCAAUGCGAACCUCCGUCACUCUCGGAGUCCAGGCAAUUCGACACCGCGUGAAGGUAAUGGUCGAAGUAGUCAAUUGUUCCAGGGAGUGAAGAUCCGUGUGUCUUCAGCUUCUAGUUCGCCAUCCAAUAGCGCAAGAUCAUCGCCUCAUAGCACCACUGUCUCUCGAAGUCAUUCGCGUCGAGCUCCUACAGCAGCGGCUGCAGCACCUGCGUAUCUGCAACGAACAGCAAUUUCCAACGCUUACAAUGCGACUGGAUCCUCCCGCAGUAGUGAUGAUGUCGAGACAGCGUCUGCAUCCUCUGAUCAAUUUCACGGAGAUCGUCCGUCAUCACCAGCGCAUAGCGUUUCGAGCACUGCUAGUCGGUUUGUAGAGCGUGGAAGCAACUUUAAAGUCGUAAUUCGGGUGCGUCCACCAUUACCACGGGAGUUGCACGGUGAUCGACCAUUUCAAAAUGUCGUAAGCGUAGAUACCCAUGGUACCGUUUUGACUGUCUCAGAAAAUCCUAGCGCAUUGAGUAACAAAGGAAGUUUUGAUAGUGAGACUGGCGCAAUAGGUGCCUUCGGCUGUCAUGUCUUUUCAUUCGAUCAUGUGUACGACCAACAUUGUACACAGGGCACCGUAUACGAAAAUACGGCAAAAGCGGUCGUCGAGUCUUCACUAGAAGGAUACAACGCCACAAUAUUCGCCUACGGACAAACUGGGACUGGCAAAACGUAUACAAUGGAAGGAUUCAAUAGCGGAUCUGGUAGUGUUGAAGAGCGUGGCAUUAUUCCACGCGCGAUUGAGCAGAUAUUUUGCCAUAUACAAGAAAAUGUCUCGGUACGAUGCCGAUUUCUCGUUCGCGCAUCGUAUUUGCAAAUUUACAACGAGUCCAUUUCGGAUCUUCUCAAGCCCGAAAGGUCCAACCUAAAUAUCCGCGAAGAUCGACGUCGUGGAGUGUUUGUCGAAGGAUUAUCGGAAUGGGUUGUACGAUCACCCGAAGAAAUUUAUGGACUCAUGGAGCGCGGUGGGGCCAUGCGUGCAACUGGAAGUACAAAGAUGAACGAACUUUCAUCGCGAAGUCACGCUGUAUUCAUCAUCAUUGCAGAACAAAGUAAGACAGCGUAUGUGGAUGCAAAAGGGAACGAUGUGGCACCUGAAGAAUUUAUGGCACUUGUAAACGCGUAUCAAGCACGCCAAAACGGAGGAUCCACAUCUACAACUGGCACAGGAGGAAAAUCUUUAAACGGAAUUGCUGCAUUGCACCCGAAGCUAGAAUCUAUGAUCCGCCAAAGUUUUAAAGUUGGGAAACUAAAUCUAGUAGAUCUGGCGGGCUCCGAACGCGUCCGAUUAUCGGGCGCUACUGGUCAACGAUUAGAAGAAAGUAAAAAGAUUAAUCAAUCUCUUUCAGCACUUGGCAAUGUCAUCUCAGCAUUAACGGACGCGCGAGGACGUCAACAUAUUCCAUAUCGAGAUAGUAAACUUACUCGUAUUUUAGAAGAUUCUUUGGGUGGAAAUUGUAAGACCACUAUGAUGGCAAUGGUGUCACCAGCCUUAGAAGCGAUGACUGAAUCGCUGUCAACGCUCAAGUUUGCACAUCGUGCGAAACAUAUCAAGAAUGAGGCUCGGGUGAAUGAAGAUCUUGAUCAAAAGUCACUUCUUCGGAAGUAUGAGCGAGAGCUUAAAAGACUACGAGCGGAAUUGGAUGAACGUUCUAGAAAUGUCGUGGACAAGCGUCGAUUGCUUGAGUUGGAUGAGCAACGUCGUCGGGCAGAAGAGGAUAAAAUGGCUGCGAUUCGUGCACUUGAGGAACGGUCGUUAGAAUUCAUGCGCGAGAAAGAAGAGAAGAAGCGAUUAGAGCAGCGAAUAUCAGCAUUAACGUCUCAAAUGCUCAUGAGCAGUCAAAGGCGGUUGAUACCUGGUGCUACGGAGGGAGAAGAGACGUUAAAUGUUGAAGAUCCAUUAAUCAAAGAUGCGCUGAAAGAACAUCAAGACCGAAUCCGACAAGAGUAUGAGUGUCGUCUUGCGGAUCUAGAAAAAGAGCGGGAGACGAUAGAAGAGGAAAAAGCUCAAGUGGAUCGCUACAAACUGUUGCUACUCAAACAACGCGACAUAAUGAUCGCACUUACACAACGACUGAAUGAACGAGAUGAACAGAUUACUGCACUGCAGGAUGAACUCGAUGCAUACGAUCGCUAUCAAAAAGAACUGGAGGAAAAAUUGGAUGAAAAGACCGCUCACCUCAUUCACUUGCAACGUGUAGCUAUGGAGCACAAUGCAAAUUCACCAGGAAAAAUUGAUUCUGAAUUACUGAAAGCCCUUGGCGACUGGGGUGGAGCCCUUCGAACGACAACCGCCUCGGAUUCCAUCAGCUCUGAGCCUCCUGAAUGUCUUAUGUCCCAUAAACAGUUUCAACCUCAUCGAAUUGACUCGAUAAUCAUGAACGAUACGAAAGGGAAUAAUGAUGGCAACAACAGUUCUAAUCUUUUAUCUGCUGAUGAGAAAAUUCGAGAGUUGCAGUUGUUGGUUGACGCACAGUCGGCUGAAAAUCAACGAAUAGCCAAAGAGUUGGAAGACGUCAAAUUGGAAAAAGCACUGGAGCUUCAGAUGCACGGUAAGCUCAAGAAAAUUGUGGAUGAGAAUCGUUCUGAUAGUCAAAAUUUACAAUUAGUGGCAAGUUUGCAGAGGCGAAUCGACAAUCUACAAUCUGAGAACAAAGAAUUACAAACUCGAGUUUCUGGUGAAGACCCGACACAACUACAGACACGAUAUGACACUUUAGUAAAGGAAAGACGGGCGGUGCAGACCAUUAUGGAACGUAAGAUCAAAGCACUUGUGACCGCAAUUGGUGAAGCAUCAAAUGCUACGCUAGAGACUGCGGGUGGGGCUGAUAAAUUGGGUGAACCUGCUAAGUGGCUUACUCGAGAGAUAAACGCGCUUCAUAGACUUGUAAAUGCCUCUAUUGUCGCGCUACGAAACGCUUGCGCUGAAAAUGGUGUAGCGAAUGGAGAUUCUUUUCGAAAGGAAUCCAGCAGCAGUCAAGCAAUGCCUACGACGGGUUCUGCAGGCAUCAAUGACAAUCGGGAGUUGAGCGGAAAAUCUGAUGGCUCGAUAACUAUGUCUCCAAAACAAAUUGUAUUUCGAUCUGCCAAUACAUAA
Messenger RNA from Plasmopara halstedii, 3159 nucleotides. Its product is annotated as kinesin-like protein. The transcript has a single exon. Gene Ontology annotation, molecular function: microtubule binding; ATP binding; microtubule motor activity. Gene Ontology annotation, biological process: microtubule-based movement. NCBI's taxonomy places the organism in Eukaryota, Oomycota, Peronosporomycetes, Peronosporales, Peronosporaceae. The record is from RefSeq and is a predicted model, not a curated record. The coding region runs from base 1 to 3159 and encodes 1052 amino acids.